CUCUGUAUUCUAUCUGUACUUCGGUCAGUCGUUCCUCCUCACCUGAUCCUUCUUCCUCUCUCGCUCUCUCCGUCUCUCUUGUGCGAUCUUUUGCUCCUCAAUCCUCUGAUCUUCGUCUGAGAAGCUUGGAGUCCAAGAGAGGUCGCUGGGACGACAAUGCUGCCGCCGGGCUUCUUGUUCAGACCGAGCGACGAGGUUCUCCUCGUCACCUACCUCAAGAACAAGUUACUUCAGUGGCCUCUUCCCUGCGAUGUUAUUGUGGAGGCUGACGUCUAUGGAUGCCACCCCCAGGACUUGGCUUGUAAUCAUCUUGUGCUUCUCCAUUGUCUUCUUUUUUGAUUCACGGUUUCUAACCCUUUCUUUGAGUUUUCUUGGGUUGUUUCAGUGGAGUAUCUCAUGGCAAACAGGGACUUCGAGUGGUUCUUCUUCACUUCUACCCCUCGGAAGCAUCCAGGCGCAAGCGAAACCAGCCGUGCAUCUCGGCGCGCAGGCCUGGGACGAUGGAAGGCCACGAAAGGUGUCAAGAACGUGGUGGAUUCCAAGAAUAACACCAUUGGGUCGAAGAAGAGUUUCUGUUACAUGGAACAGAACUCGGACGGUGGCGAGAACAAAAGUAUCUGGUUGAUGGAGGAGUUCUCUAUGCAGAACCUUAGAAGGAGAGGUAGUGCUGGUGAGAUGAGGGACACAAAUGAGUUGGAUGACUGGGUCAUCAGCAAGAUUUACUUGACUCCAAAAGCUCGCAAGGCUCACGCUGAUUUGAAACAAUUUGCUAGUGCUACAUUGGAACCCGCUUUCAAAAGAAGAAGGAUAGAGCUAGAAUACAUGAUGGUGCCACCUGGAUUUAUUUUCCAGCCAACGGAUGAGGAGCUCUUGGAUUUCUUCCUCAAGGAGAAGCUCCUCCAUCAGCCACUUCCAUGCGACAUAAUCAAAGAAGCCGAUGUCUAUGGAAACCACCCUAGCAACCUUACUGGUAAACAUAUUAUAUAUAUAUAUAUCAACACCAUGAUCUCUUCUUUUUCUUAUUCUCUAUCUAUAUUUGCUAUGAUUAAGGUUCCUAACUCGUCAUCCUUUUCUUGGGUUCCUUUCUUUAGGUCAAAUGGCCAUGGAAAAUAGAAACUCGGAGUGGUUCUUCUUCACCUGGACCACUCGAAAGCAUCCAAAUGCAGAAGCCAGCACAAGGGCAUCUCGGGUUGCAGGCCAAGGUCGUUGGAAAUCUACCCAAUCGGUGAAGCUAGUGCUCAACAGCAAGGGCCAGGUCAUUGGCUCCAAGCAAAACUUCAUCUAUAUGGAACGCACCCCCUUGGGCAAGGAGGAAAAGAGCAUCUGGUUGAUGGAAGAGUACUCCAUCCAGAACCUUAGAAGAAGAUGUGGUGAUGCAGCUAUGACGAUGGACCGAAACAAGCUGGAUGACUGGGUUGUUUGCAAGAUUUAUCUGAGGCCGAGUGCUCGCAAAGAAUUGUGUGGUACAGAACUUCCUACAAUGGAAAGCAGAGAGCUGGAGGUGCAAGAAAUAUGGUAUCAACCUUUUGUAUUACCAAUUCAGCAGAUCACUGAAGGAUUUGACCAAGAGGUGGAGUUUUGUUCUUAUAAGUCGCAUGAUAGCUCACUACAGUAUCCAUCUCCUGAUGAACUACAAGAGAAUUUUGAAUCACUGCCAGCUGAAAAGAUCCUCCAACAAUUCGCUGAUGCACCUGAUACAAACUUGGAUAUUCUGCAAUUGCCGACUCUUGAUGAGCUAGAAAAGAUUUUUGAACCACCACUGGCUGAUGAGAUUCUCCAAUAAUUCGCUGAUGCACCCAAUGAAGGCGUCGGUGUUGAGCAACAUGGCAUGAUGAGCUUUUCUCCUUAAUUGCCUGAAUAGAAGCUACAGGAAGCACACCUUGUUCUACAUAGGUUGUGAUUUUUUAUAUCAUGAAAUAUAUUUAUGACCAUUUUGUAGAUGAAAACAUUGCCUAUUUACGUUGAGUUUGUAAUCAUUUUUUCCAAGUUUUACACAGCAAGAAAUAAACAAAUUAUGCACUUCACAACAAAUAUUCAGCGGUGCAUUGAUGUGAUUUUCUAUGGUCCUUUUGAUUGUUCACUUGUAAAUUGAUUCAAUAAAUUACAG
Phoenix dactylifera (date palm) is the source of this 2107-nucleotide messenger RNA. Lineage: Eukaryota; Viridiplantae; Streptophyta; Magnoliopsida; Arecales; Arecaceae. The record is from RefSeq and is a predicted model, not a curated record.